AUGGAGAAAAUGUCACGGGUUACCACAGCCCUCAGCAGCAAUGCCAUAAAUGGGCGAACCAUGUUCUGCCACUUGGACGCUCCUGCCAACGCCAUCAGCGUGUGCCGCGAUGCGUCGCAGGUGGUCGUCGCAGGGCGAAACAUAUUCAAGAUCUACACCAUCGAGGAGGAGCAGUUUGUGGAGAAGUUGAACCUUCGCGUUGGCCGCAAACCGUCCCUGAACUUUAGCUGUGCCGAUGUCAUGUGGCACCAGAUGGAGGAGAACCUGCUGGCCACAGCCGCCACCAAUGGGGCGGUGGUGACGUGGAACCUUGGGAAGCCGUCUCGCAACAAGCAGGACCAGCUGUUUACUGAGCACAAGCGCACCGUCAACAAGGUGUGUUUCCACCCUACUGAGGUGUACAUGCUGCUGAGUGGUUCACAGGACGGCUUCAUGAAGUGCUUUGACCUGCGCAAAAAGGAGUCUGUUAGUACUUUCUCAGGUCAGUCAGAGAGUGUAAGAGAUGUCCAGUUCAGCAUGAAGGAUUAUUUUACAUUUGCUGCAUCUUUUGAAAAUGGCAACGUCCAACUGUGGGACAUUAGACGACCAGAUCGGUAUGAGAGAAUGUUCACUGCGCAUACCGGCCCUGUGUUCUGCUGCGACUGGCAUCCCGAUGACAGGGGUUGGCUGGCUACAGGCGGCAGAGACAAGAUGGUGAAGGUUUGGGACAUGACCACCAACAGGGCCAAGGAGAUCUAUUGUGUGCAGACGAUUGCAUCAGUGGCCCGAGUUAAAUGGCGACCUGAGAGGAAGUUUAAUUUGGCUACCUGUUCCAUGAUGGUGGAUCACAACAUAUACGUGUGGGAUAUUCGCAGACCUUUCAUACCGUUUGCCACCUUCGAGGAACACAAAGACGUGACCACUGGUAUUGUGUGGCGCCACCAGCAUGACCCUCAUUUUCUGCUCUCGGGCUCUAAAGACAGUACUCUCUACCAGCAUAUGUUUAAGGACGCCACUCGUCCCGUGGACAAGGCCAACCCCGAGGGUCUGUGCUUCGGACUGAUGGGCGACUUGGCCUUUGCAGCCAAAGAGAGUCUGAUCAGUAGCGACACCAACAGGAAGCCCUACCCCGGAGGCGACCGCCGCUACCCCAUCUUUUUCUUCAAGAAAGCUGACCCGACAGAACAAUUUGCGCACGUGUCCAGUGCUCUUAGUGUCUUUGAAACAGACUUGGACAGUAACCGCAUGGACUGGUUUGUAAAGACUGCACAGCUCUACCUCCUCAGUGGAAAACCGUUUGCUGAGCUGUGUGAUCACAAUGCCAAGGUGGCCCAGGAGCUCAAAAGACCUCAGGUUUCCACUACAUGGACCAUGCUGAGAAUCAUGUUCUCAGACCCAGCAAACCUGGCCACCCCCGGUCCUAACCACAACCUCAUUAAACUCGGCUCCUUACCUUUAAUGAACAGCUUCAGUAUGAAGGACAUGGGUCCAGGACUGGGCACUGAGAGCAGAUUAGAGCGUAGUAAAGGCGAGAGCAGACAGGAUAACAUCCACCUGGAGUCUGGGAACUCGCACAUCAGCAAUAACAAUGAAGGUGAGAGUAAUGUUACUCUUUCAAAUGCCACCUGGGCACUGAGGAUUCUCAUGGCCUUGUAUCGUUCUUUUAACAAUCACGACAUAACCAACAUUACUCCCAUUGUAGAAAAUGAGGAGACGGAGGGCAGCGAUGGUCCGACAGAAUACUUGUUUGGCGAUGCAGAGUUAGAUGACGAUGACCUCUAUUCCAUGGAGCAUGACAAUCAAACGGAAGAGCCGGAGUACACACUGCCCCAGGAGGCCUUCCAGCUACGCCACGAGAUCAUUGACAAUCCAUCUGCUCCAGAGCACCUUCAGCAGGACAAGGCCGACUCCCCACACGUCAGCGGCAACGAGGCGGAAAUCACCUGCCUGACACCUAUCGAGUCUUUCUCUCUCAUCUCCAUUUCCCAGCCACAGUUCACCUCAGUUCUACCCACCAGCUUUUUCUGUCCUAUUGUGCGGGAGAUGUUGAGCUACUAUGCUGAGCAAGGUGAUGUGCAGAUGGCUGUGUCCGUGCUCAUCGUCUUGGGGGAAAGGAUUCGUAAGGAGAUUGAUGACCUCACCCAGGAACACUGGUACAUGUCCUACAUAGACCUGCUGCAACGAUUUGAGCUGUGGAACGUGUCCAAUGAGGUCAUUAAGCUGAGUACCUGCAGCGCCAUCACCUGCCUGAACCAGACGUCUACAACUCUGCACAUAAACUGCAGCAACUGCAAGCGACCAAUGAGCAACAAGGGCUGGAUCUGUGACAGGUAG
Menidia menidia (Atlantic silverside) is the source of this 2313-nucleotide messenger RNA. The record is from the annotation of a GenBank genome assembly. Lineage: Eukaryota; Metazoa; Chordata; Actinopteri; Atheriniformes; Atherinopsidae.